Molecule: messenger RNA, 668 nt
Organism: Impatiens glandulifera
Lineage: Eukaryota; Viridiplantae; Streptophyta; Magnoliopsida; Ericales; Balsaminaceae
Product: 60S ribosomal protein L23-like
Exons: 4
Coding region: 41-520 (159 amino acids)
Biological process (GO): translation
Cellular component (GO): cytosolic large ribosomal subunit; ribosome
Molecular function (GO): structural constituent of ribosome; large ribosomal subunit rRNA binding
Source: RefSeq, a predicted model, not a curated record
UCAAGCCCAUUAUCAGCCCAUCUGGCGGAAAAACCCUAGUAUGCCACUAUAUAUUUCAACUUCGCCGAUUCUUUGCGUUGUUUGCAGCUCAUCAGAAAUGUCGAAGCGAGGUCGCGGAGGAUCGGCGGGGAACAAGUUUCGUAUGUCCCUUGGUCUGCCUGUGGCGGCCACGGUGAACUGCGCCGACAACACAGGAGCAAAGAACCUGUACAUCAUCUCCGUGAAAGGGAUCAAGGGUAGACUUAACCGUCUUCCAUCGGCAUGUGUCGGUGAUAUGGUAAUGGCUACAGUAAAGAAGGGAAAGCCCGAUCUGAGAAAGAAAGUGAUGCCCGCUGUCAUAGUUAGGCAGCGCAAGCCAUGGCGCCGAAAGGACGGAGUCUUCAUGUAUUUUGAAGAUAAUGCUGGAGUUAUUGUUAAUCCCAAGGGAGAAAUGAAAGGUUCUGCUAUUACUGGUCCAAUUGGAAAAGAAUGUGCUGAUCUUUGGCCAAGAAUUGCAAGUGCAGCUAAUGCUAUUGUCUGAGAACUUCAUGGAUUGUUUUAAUUUUGUUAUGGUUUAAGUAAUGUUUCAUCUUUGAUGGAUUGUAGAAUCAUUUCACUUUGGGUUUUGUUGAAUGGUUUUCUGGAAGACUUCAAUUUUCCUCCAAUUUUAAAUCUAUUUCUAUGUUAUA